AUGGAAAAAGAAAUAAAUAGUCUUUUAUCAUGCUUUGAAGCCUUCGGAUUGCAAUAUUUUUCAUUAAGAAAGGAUGAUCUACAUAGUCGACCAUCAAUUUGGCGAACAGUUUAUUUUGCUUUUAUAUUAUUCUUAAUUACAGUUGCAUUUGUAACUACUGCCGUGAUUAGCAAUGUCUUCUAUUUAGAAGAAAUGUCAACCAAAUGUCUUGUGUUGUAUGCAGUUAGAAAUUUCAUGAUUAUUGGAUUAAUUCUCGCUAUUUAUACAAGCAUAAUUCAAUCGUACUUUUCAACAAGAAGUACAAAGAAAAUAUUUAAUAAUUGUAAAGACAUUUUUGAUGCUUUUCAAGUGGAAUUCAAUGUGAAUAUAAAUUUGAAAGAUCUGAAGAAACGAACUUGGAAGAAAGUGGCUCAAGCAAUGAUGUUUUUGACUGCAACUCACAGCACUAUGCUGGCACUUCAUGAAAAUUCUUCAAUUAGCAUCGCGGAAAAAUUUUUAAGUUUCAUUCCAAUGACUUUUUAUAUUAGUGUGGUUUUUAAAUACAUUUUUUAUGUCACGACCAUAAAUUUUCAUCUCGAAUUGCUUGAAAAGCUUCUGCGAAAUGUUGCUAUUAAAAAGGAAGAUAAAAUUAUGGAAAAAAUUAUUCCUGGAAGGAAUCUUCGACCAGUUUCUGUGACUUCUCAGGAGUAUAUUGAUCCGAUGAAACAAUUCCGUGCCGCACGAAAGAUCUACAAUUUGAUAUCUGAAAAUGGUGAUCUGGUGAACAAAUGCCAUGGAUUCACAAUUUUAGUUUUAUUACUCGGCAUUGUUCUCACAUUAACGGGAAGUGGAUAUCGAGCUUUUAUGAUAAUUAUGAAAAACUUGUCAUGGAGAGAGACGCCAGGAGUCUUAUACGUUCUUGUAAUGACAAUAACAAUUUUAAUAGCUAUUGUCGUCCAUUGUAACAACACAACUCAACUUAUUAAAAAACUUGCAACAACUGUCAACAAAAUUGAAUGUGAAAAUUUUGAUUACCUUAAAGCAGACGUUCGGCAAGUUCUUGAAAAUUUUUAUUCACAAUUAAUCAGUCAACCAGUUGAAUUCACUGCAAAUGAUUUCUAUACAAUCAAUUUGGCUCUUUUGGGAUCUAUAAUAACAGGUGUCAUGUCCUAUGAAGUUAUUCUUGUUCAAUUUUAUGCAUCGUAA
This is a messenger RNA of Clunio marinus, 1185 nucleotides long. Lineage: Eukaryota; Metazoa; Arthropoda; Insecta; Diptera; Chironomidae. The record is from the annotation of a GenBank genome assembly.